This is a messenger RNA of Zygotorulaspora mrakii, 1863 nucleotides long. It is a transcript of the gene SNX41, whose product is annotated as Snx41p. The coding region runs from base 1 to 1863 and encodes 620 amino acids. Gene Ontology annotation, molecular function: phosphatidylinositol binding. Lineage: Eukaryota; Fungi; Ascomycota; Saccharomycetes; Saccharomycetales; Saccharomycetaceae. The record is from RefSeq and is a predicted model, not a curated record. Gene Ontology annotation, biological process: retrograde transport, endosome to Golgi. The transcript has a single exon.
AUGAACAUAUUCGGUGAAUCAGAGGAAGAAGAUAAUAAUCCAUUUGCAGGCACAAAUCAUUUAUAUGCUUCUGGAAUUGCUGCUGUGGCCGAUGGAGAGGAUGAUUUUAUCCCUAAAGGAGCAACAAUAUAUGAUGAGAUCAACAAAGACAAUGAUGAAGGUGAGGAUAUUGAAACGGGUAGCCCUGUAGACUCACCCAUCAAUAGUUUUACACAAAAUACUAUGAAGCAUGAUUUGAAGGAACAAGAGAAAGGAAUGAACUCUUUUGAAAACGCUGCUCCCACAACAAGUACAAAGUUUGAACCAUAUGUUUCGUUGACAAUGUCAAUGGCUAUAGGUUCCAAUGGCCAGAACUCUGCCGAAACACCAGAUAUAAAUAUCACAGAGGCUGGCGAUUAUAAGGAUCCAUGGGGAAAACAUGCGAUCGGCUAUGUGAUACAAUUCCAGGGCAAAGAAGUUGUUAGAAGAUACUCAGAAUUUGAUACACUUCGCCAAGCAUUGAUAAGACUGUUGCCAACCGUAAUCAUUCCACCAAUACCAUCUAAGCAUCCUCUCAUCAAAUAUUUUUUGAAUCCAUUGGCUGCGGAAAACGACUCAAAGAUAAUUGACAAGAGAAAAAGAAUGUUGACAUCAUUUCUGAACAAUUGCUACGCUGUAGAAGAGAUAAGAAAUCAGGUAGUUUUUACAAAGUUCCUGAACCCUGAGUACUCAUGGCCAAAUGUAUUAAAAUCUCCGCCAAUAGCUAUUUUACCGGUAAACAAUUUGUUGGCACCACCGUUAAAUCCUACAAAACCAAGCCCGCUACAUUUACUGCUUCCAGUUACAAAGUCGUUAUCGAGACUUGAUCCGCUUGCACAUAAUGGCAGUACGUUGGAAUUGGAAAAACAAUUUGCGCACCUGGAAGCCCGGUUAAAGAAAUUCAGGUUGCAUUUAGAUCCUUCGCAUAAAAUAAUCAAACAACAUAGAUUGCAUUUUCAUAAUUUGGGAUCACUGUUUGCUGAGUUAGGCGCUUAUUACAAUGCAUUCAGCUUACAGGCCAAUGUAAUAUCUAAUGAAGACACUGUCAAAGCGAUCAAAAUGUUGUCAAAUGCCAUUGAAAAAAUAGGCCAUGGAUUUGAUGUCAACUACGUCUGUUCAGAAAUUUUGAUAGAAAACCUUUUGAAUUCCCUAGAGGAACCAAUUGGGGAAAUCUUACACUUUUUGGAAGAUGCACAAAGAGUGAUAACGUUUAGGAAGCUGAAAAGAUUGCAGUUUCAGAUCAUCGAACAAACCAUUCAAAAAAGAGAACUAAGAAUCAAGAAUUUAAAGGAGGCACAAUUUCAAAUGAAAAGACUACAAGAGGCAUUACAAAGGAACGCUCAGGAAUCUCCUACCAUAGCAGAGGCUAUAAAACAUAUAGAGAAAAAGAUGAGCUUAAGUCCGACAGAUGACGUACCAAAGCAACUACAGGAAUCGGAGCUGCGUCCGCAAGAAGAACAACCGCGAAUAGAAGAAAUUAGUGGCGAGGCACCUCCUGACAGAGACCAGAUUUCAAUUUCAAACAGAAGAACUACUACCCGCAAGAAAAAUAGACGAUCGGGUGAACUGGAACCACAUCUGUUAACAGAGCAUGAAAGACAACAAGAAAUUCAAAAACUUUUUAAAGAGAUUGAAAAAUUGAAUGAAUGCUUCAAAUUAAUUAAUAAAGACAUGGAAGAUGUCAACAAAUCUACUUUGCAGACUUUGAGAAUGUUAGAAGAUUAUAUCAACAGGAAAAUGGGCAUCAUGAUAAAAAGUUUUACAAAAUUCGUAAUAAACUGGUUGACAGAGUGUUUGAAAGCCUGGAAAAAUGCUAGGUUGAUCGUAAACAACAUCGAAACGUAA